CUGGGACGGCAAGGACGUGUUCAUCGAGCGCAACUACGUGCCCCAGCAGUGCCCGCGCACCGUCGGCUCCGGCGACUUCGUGCGCUACCAUUACCACGGCGCCUUCCCCGACGGCAGGAAGUUCGACUCCAGGAGGGGGCUCUCACGCUCAAUAUGGGUUUCCCAGGGGUUCGCCGCUGUGUGAACGUAAAGCUGGAGUAGCUGGACCCUGGGCCUGAUCCAGUAGGGCUCUUCUUUGGUCUCUAUGGACCCGGAAGACAGACUGAUUUUCACUGUAUCAUGGAUGCACCAUGUGUGUUCCUACAAGUCGGGUGUAGAAUGCAUCUAACUGUAUCAUCAUGUUAGACUAUGUGCCAGGAUUUGCCUGUGGUAAGUAAAGGUAAAAGGAAAAGCCAACCAUUUCAACUGAGGAAGUGAUCUGGUUAACAGAUGUAGUGCAGAUCAUCAAAAGUUCCCAUAUAAUCAUUUACACUAACUUGACUGUUCUGUGUGAAAAUAGUUUUUUGGCAAAAUUCAAGACAUCUUAGAAUAUUCAUUUUUUCAGAAAUUAGAUUUGUAUAUUCUCUAUCUUAUUCUAGAAGAGUAUCUGUCCUAAGCCAUGGUUACAUAUAUGCCAAAUAAUUCCCUGAAUAAGUACUGAUUUAAAAGAUUUGCUUACAAUUUGCUUAUAUUAGCAUGAUGCAUUCAACAGAGGAGAAAGUACACCUUUGUGCAACAGUGAAUAAUUACGUAUGAAGAUUCUUUUUUGUCCUUAAUCAACUACGUGUUCAUUGUAUCAAGAAUUUCUGACUUCCGUUGUUUGUCAGAGGGUGAAAAGAACUCUGUCUGACUUUUCAACAUCAUGGUCCUACUAUUUUUCAUAACAAAGAUACCCUGUAUGCUUUUUUCUCAGACCCAAAUCUGGCUGCCUUGGGAUUCUCAUAUGGCUGUGCCUCUCUUUCCCCAGUUUUGAUGUUUCAUUGUUUUCCUGGCUUUUGCUCAGUUUUGCUUAGGUGCAUGGCAGUAAAUGCUCUAAAUGAAAAUAUGCUAUCUGCUGGAAGAAUGAAUGCUGAGAGUUUCUGUAAAAUUAAAUUGAACCUUUGGGCAAAAGAACUUCCAUGUCCUGCUUCAAGCUUUCCUUGUAGGAAUGACAUUCCAGUCUCUUGACCAUGAUAGUUGUACUUUCUUGCAUCUUUUGCAACCCUUUUGAGAGGGGGCAGCUAGACCUGUGCCCAGUAAUCCAGUUAGAGUUAGCUAGCUUUCAUGACUUUUAAACAAAGAUUUACAUUUGCAUGUCUAUAUUUAUUAAUUUUACGUUGCUUUUCUGUUAAAAUUGGUGUUUAAGGCAGGUAAUGAUGGAAUUCAGAUAAAACAGCAAUUAAAAUGUUAAAACUCAUAAAAUAAAAACAAUUCCAGUAAACAUUAUAACUAAAACAUAUUAAUAAGAGGGCAAAAAUGGUACCUACCAGAUUAAAACCUACUUCAGCAGCAUAUUCUGUCUGAAUAAAAAUGUACUGUAUUUGUUUGUUUGUUUUUUCAUAAACCACUGGAAAACUACUAGGACACUUGGAAAAUUGCUUACCAUGCAGUGCUACACAUCAGGAAUGGGGAACCUCUGUUUUGGACAUGAAACACAGCUUGCAGGGAUUCCACAUUUGGGUCCUUCUCCCCAGUGCCUAUCCCUUUCACCUGCUCCAGCACCAAAAUAGAGAGGGGAAAAAGGCUUAAUUUGGCAGCAGAUCAGAAAUAAGCUGUUUCCCCAAGGCAAGUGGGGAAGGGGCUUAUCUUCUGCAGAAUGAGCAUACACACUUUCACCUGUCCUAGCACCAAGAGUUGUUCUUCCAUUCAGAGGAGGGGAAAGUGCUUACCUCCAAUCAGAAGCAGCAUUGCAUUAAGCAAAUCUGUUCCCUCAGCUAAUAUGCAUGGAGUUGAGGGGGUGGGACUGGGAAGGGUGAACAUGUGUGCAAGUGAAAAUAUGUUUGUGGGAGGGAUUGCAUGCAAUCAGAGACUCCACCGACAUUGAGCAACGACCUUACUGCUGGAAUAUAACCCUCAGUGUCUUGGUCUGGAGCAGUUUGGUGCUUAGGCCAAAAAUGCUUCUGUUAUGCAUGCUUGCUUGUGAGUAACUUCCAUUGAAUUCAAUGGGACUUCUGAGUAGACAUGAAUAGCAUGACACUGUAAAUAAACUACGCGUUACAGCAUAUAACUCAUUACUGAUCACAGCCAUGGCUUUCUAAGGGGAUGAAGCCUGUCUUUGUGGUCAAAGGUCUGGAAAGUCAAGUAAAUGUUUGUCAAGUCAGUAUCACUAUUCAUCCUGUGCUUGGACUUGAGGGCUCUGAGAAGAGUUCUUUUAACUGGUACAUUUUUAAAGGAAAAUUAGUAGAAUGUACCAGUACUGUAAUACAAAAAUAAUAGGGCUGGAUCUCUAUUGUUAAAAAGCUGCAUGGUCAAGUACAGAUUCUCUUGCUUGUUUUGUAACCUUCCUUUAAAUCACUUAAGUGGAACUCAUGGAUCCCUAGAAAUUUAUGCACCACAGUUUCAAAGCCUAUGAGUUAGACAAAUUCAUGGAGGAUUGGUCUUUCAACAACUAUUAGCCAUGAUAGGGCUGAGGAAAGGGUAAACAUUUUCAGCCUCAAUGACAUGUAUGAAUAAGAUUUAAAUGAAUUGCAAAGGAAUAUGCAAGUAAAAUAUCUUAUCUCUUUCUAGCUAUGACAGAGGUUCCACAUUCAAUGUGUUUGUGGGUAAAAACCAGCUCAUUGCUGGAAUGGACAAAGCACUUCUUGGCAUGUGCGUGAAUGAGAGGCGAUUUGUAAAAAUUCCACCACAUCUUGGCUAUGGGAGUGAAGGAGUUUCUGGUGUAAUUCCUCCAGAUUCAGUACUUCAUUUUGAUGUGCUUUUGAUUGAUAUUUGGAAUUCUGAUGACCAAGUUCAAAUUCAUACUUAUCACAAGCCAGAAAAUUGUUCAAGGACAGUUCAGGUGUCUGACUUUGUUAGAUACCAUUACAACGGGACUUUUCUCGAUGGAACACUGUUUGACUCAAGUCAUAAUAGGAUGCGAACAUAUGACACCUAUGUGGGAAUUGGUUGGCUAAUUCCUGGUAUGGACAAAGGUCUCCUUGGAAUGUGUGUAGGAGAAAAGCGCAUAAUCACAGUACCGCCUUUCCUGGCAUAUGGAGAAGAGGGAGAUGGCAAAGAAAUUCCUGGUCAGGCUUCUCUUGUUUUUGAUGUGGCCCUCAUAGAUCUCCACAACCCCAAGGACAGCAUCACUGUGGAACAGCAAUAUGUGCCUGAAUCCUGUGAACGCAGAAGCCAAGUUGGGGACUUCCUUAGAUAUCACUAUAAUGGUACCCUUCUGGAUGGCACAUUGUUUGAUUGCAGCUACUCACGGAAUCGAACAUAUGAUACUUACAUUGGGAAAGGUUAUGUGAUUGCUGGGAUGGACGAAGGCUUGCUUGGUGUAUGUGUUGGAGAGAAGAGGAGAAUAAUUAUUCCACCUCAUCUUGGGUAUGGAGAAGAGGGAAGAGGAAAGAUUCCAGGUUCUGCUGUGUUGGUCUUUGACAUUCAUGUGAUGGACUUCCACAAUCCUUCAGAUUCUGUUGCUAUUACUACCCAUUACAAGCCUAGCAACUGCUCAGUGCUGAGCAAGAAAGGUGAUUACUUGAAGUAUCACUACAAUGCCUCACUCCUAGAUGGCACUUUGUUAGACUCAACGUUCAUUCUUGGCAAAACCUAUAAUAUAGUUCUAGGUUCUGGACAAGUUGUAUUGGGAAUGGAUAUGGGUCUCAGAGAUAUGUGUGUUGGAGAAAAAAGAACAGUUAUUAUUCCACCCCAUCUUGGUUAUGGCGAGGCAGGAGUUGAAGGCGAAGUGCCUGGAAGUGCUGUGCUAGUUUUCAACAUUGAACUGCUUGACUUGGUAUCUGGCUUACCUGAAGGCUAUAUGUUUGUAUGGCAUGAUGAAGUCUCUCCCAACCUCUUUGAAGAAAUUGACAAGGAUAACAAUGGAGAGGUUCUUCUGGAAGAGUUUAGUAACUAUAUCCAUGAGCAAGUCAAUUCUGGCAAAGGAAAGCUAGCUCCUGGCUUUGAUUCUGAAACAAUUGUGAAAAAUAUGUUCACCAAUCAGGACAGAAAUGGAGAUGGCAAGAUUACUGCUGAAGAAUUCAAACUGAAAGACCAGGAGCCACAAGGACAUGAUGAACUGUAGUUUCAUUUGUUUUUUAAACAUUUGGGCUGAACUGCUGUUAGAGUGUAUGUACCAUAGAAGUGUUUUGAAAUGUGUUUACACUUAAAGCUAGGACAGUGAAAAAGAAUACCCAUGUACUUUGUAUGUGGGAGGUAGGUUAAGGCAAGGGUAUGUAAUGGAAGAUUUUCUCUUUAUGGGAAUUAUAUUAUAAACAUUAAGUUCUUCAAUUGGCUUUCAUGACUUCUAAAAGUCUUUAGAAGGUAACACUGCUCUAUAGCGACAAACAAGUUUGUGGAAAUGUCCUGGAAUGUUAUGAUGGGUUUGUAGUACAAAGAUGUCCAUAUUUCUGCUGAAGUAAUGUGUGUUUCUUGGCACUGGUCUGUUACUUUCCACCUAUGUGCUUCUGUAUCACACUCCAUGACCAUUGAUUAAGAAAGUGAGCUUGCCUUCUGUUGUUUGAAACAUACUCCUAUCUAAGCUCAGCUAAUAUAGUUGGGUCAAGGGGAGAUGAAGACCUCUCAUACAAGAGCUACUGCCAUAAUUUUUUUGAAAGCCAGUGUCAAAUCCAGUUGUAAUAGUUCCAUAGAAAGCUUUCCUGGGCCCAGGAAUUUAUGUUUCUCUAAAAUUUUGUUUGUAGCUUGUACAAGGAGGUUGCAGAAAUGGCUGAUCCAACUUUUUUUUUUUAGGUAUCCUCAGAUUUCUAAUUUCUCCUGUUGUUCACCAGUGCCGUAAAUUUGUAUUACAAACAAAUGUUGCGACUGGAUAUAUACUAGAAAGAUGAAGCAGUAUGCAUCACUUUAUACUUCAAGUGUAUAUGCAGUAUAUGGCUACUGCACCUGAUUUCUGAGUGGCAGGUAAUCCUCAAGUGGGUCAAAGAAGUUAGAAAUAGCCUUCAGAUUAAAUCUCAGGCCACCUCUGGGUCUGCACCAGUAGGGCUGGGAAAUAUUUUCAUCCUGCAAGCCACACGUUCCUUCCCUUUGGCACCAACGGAUAAAGGCAUCGAGAGUGGUUCUGGAGCACCAAAUGGCCAACAUUAGCUAGUUUAGGGAUCAGAAAAGUCUUCAAAAUGAUCACUCCAAAUGCAGUCUUGUUUUUUAAAUUUUGUGGGAAGUGGUACCUAUGAGAUCAGUUUUUUAGAUGUCACUAAUUCUUUAAAAUGAGAAGCUAGGUGAAAAGUUUGGCAUGUAAAAUUACAGUGGCAUUAAUGGAAACAGUCUCACUAAAUAUAGCGAGACCUUUAACUGUACAAUGGUGCUAGUUUUAUAACAGGCACGCUUUUAAAAGCUUUUAUUGAAAAUUUUUGUAUUUAAAAACACUUUGUAAUACUAAUAAUGCCAUCAGUAUUUGUUCAAUGAGAUACAUGCUGGUAUUUUUAUUAAAUAAAACAUUGACAGAUA
Messenger RNA from Varanus komodoensis (Komodo dragon), 5556 nucleotides. RefSeq names its product FKBP prolyl isomerase 9 (gene FKBP9). The transcript has 10 exons. The record is from RefSeq and is a predicted model, not a curated record. The coding region runs from base 2744 to 4180 and encodes 478 amino acids. Lineage: Eukaryota; Metazoa; Chordata; Lepidosauria; Squamata; Varanidae. Gene Ontology annotation, molecular function: peptidyl-prolyl cis-trans isomerase activity; calcium ion binding.